AUGCGUAAAGGAUCCAGGUUGGUGGAUAUCUCAGCAUCGGGGCGGAAAUUCACUUGGAGGAAAAAAUGUAAAGAGCUAGGGGGUUUGAGCACUCUAAAACGGGUGAGGCUGGAUAGAUGCUUUGCAAACCUUGAUUGUAGAAUUAGUUUUUCAAAAGCCACCCUUCAAAAUUUGAUUACCUCAAGUUUUUACCAUAAUCCAAUUUUGUUGGACACCCUUGUGGACAAUGAAAAGUUGCGCAAGCCAUUCAAAUAUGAGAAUAUGUGGGCUCAUAAUAUCAACUACUUCUGGAUAAUCAAACGGACAUGGAUGUCCACUUAUCACAAUGACCAGAUGCGAAGUUUUGCUCAAAAGCAGAGGGCAACAAAAAAGGAUUUGUUAAAAUGGGACCGCUUGCACUUUCAAUCCAUUCAAGAGCAAAUCCAUAAAGCAAAAACAGCUCUAAAGCAAGCAGAAUCAACCUAUCCAGAUAAUUUGGAAAAUGAACUUGAGGUCCGAAACACGUUGAAUGAAGUUCUUUGA
Molecule: messenger RNA, 522 nt
Organism: Humulus lupulus (European hop)
Lineage: Eukaryota; Viridiplantae; Streptophyta; Magnoliopsida; Rosales; Cannabaceae
Exons: 1
Coding region: 1-522 (173 amino acids)
Source: RefSeq, a predicted model, not a curated record